Molecule: messenger RNA, 1360 nt
Organism: Aspergillus alliaceus
Lineage: Eukaryota; Fungi; Ascomycota; Eurotiomycetes; Eurotiales; Aspergillaceae
Exons: 1
Coding region: 377-1075 (232 amino acids)
Source: RefSeq, a predicted model, not a curated record
CGGCAGGAAAUCAGUAUCGCUACUGCCUGACCUUACCGCUCUCCCCGCUCAGCGUAUCAGAAUCCUUCACCGCUGACAAAGUCUGAUCGGACCGGUGAUUCGUCCGGUGUGAUUCGCUUUCUUAACGUUUAUUGGGAGGCUCUGUCCAAUAAGGCUAUUUAGAAUUGGCCCCCCCCCCCACACCAGUCUUCCCACCAACUGCGAUUCAGGAAGACCGGCGUCUACACACCUUUCCUAAUUGGGUGCAACGAGCACGUGGAUGCAUGUGACUUAUACCUGCCAUAUUGGGUUAUCCAUCUCCCUUUAAAGUAUCUCUACCAAAUAAUUCUGCUUCCCACUACCCCCAGAAAAUCAACGUCGGGGAGUAUUGAAGUGAAUGGACGGCAGCAUGGAGCAGUCGCCGCCGCAGAAUAUGAUGCGCGGACUGCCUCAUGCCCCGGUAGAUCCCGGCUCAUUGCCUGCGGAAUACUGGGAGUCGCUGUAUGCAAACCCGGAACCCCCACAUCAGCAUGCGCAUCCGCCACAGCAACAGUUACAGCAAUCGCAACAACCACAACAACCGCAGCCCAUGGGUAUCAGCUGGGAUCAUCCGGUAUUCGGCCAAGCACCCCAGCAACGGAGCCCUUUACCCCUUCAACAGGAGCAUGGCCAUGGCUUGUAUACCUCAUCCACUCCGCAGUCUUGGCGACCCAACCCUUUGCAUCCUCAGCAGAUGAUGUCGACCCCACAGGGAUUUACGAUACCGGUUCAAUAUCGACAGGUGCCUCAGUAUUCACAGGGGCAAGUUCCUUUUGAAUCGCAGUCUCUCAGCACGUCGGAGAAUCCACCUUAUCAAUCGUAUGCGUUUCCGCGAAACUACUAUCCUUCACAGCAUCUGUCAGUGCCAGACACCUUCUCUCAAACGCCUCCCCCCCAAGCCACUCAGUCACAAUCAUCUCAACCGGCCCCUUAUCAGUCUAACACUCCUCAAACCCCGAUCGUUCCAUACAACAUCCCUACGGGAUAUUCGGAAGAGACUUCAGUAAGCCUGUUCGAAACUAUCUCGCCCGAUGAUAGUCUAGCUAACAAUUACUAGCAUGGUCAGGUGCAGUAUACAAGUGAAUUUCCCGACUCUGCGCCAAGUGUCCAUGAGCAUCAAACGAUCAACCCCCAGUUUCUCAACACGGCUCAGCAAACCAACAACCAGCAUGGCCCCCUCAAUAGCUUCAUCUAUGUAAACCCAGGAUUUGAACGACAAGAUGAUCAAAGGUAUAUCUUUUAAACGAACUGUGGUUUUAUCUUGCUUCCUGUGAAUUUGCUGACUUUUUUCCCUCCAGGGUGUUCGACUACUACCGGAAUGACUUGCAAAUGCCAUCGGUUC